AUGGAAUCUAGUGCACCAACCAGUCCACCGGUUGGUGACAUCAAUACUGGUAUGGCGUCUCCUCAGUUGCCACCAGCUAAACGAAAAACCAUUCGAGCUCAGGAUGAGGAGCGUCAUCAGCAAAAGGAUGUCAUUGCCGACACGACUCUUACGAUUAUCGAAAUCAAUGUUGAUAAGACUAUGGCCCGGACGAAUAUUUCUGUAAGCCUACAACGUUGUUGGCUUGAAGCCCAGGACCGUCAUCCUCGAGCAGUAGCAAGCAGUCUAGAAGAUGAACACUCAUCAUCCAUGGUUCUUCGAGGUAAUGCUGAUCCUUUAGAUGUUGAACAAUUUUAG
This is a messenger RNA of Adineta steineri, 336 nucleotides long. The record is from the annotation of a GenBank genome assembly. Lineage: Eukaryota; Metazoa; Rotifera; Eurotatoria; Adinetida; Adinetidae.